AGUGAUCGGGGAAGCAACUCCGAUGUCUCGGGGCAACCUUCAGCCGGCAACGGGCCCCGCCAAAAUCACGACAAGCGGAUUCCCCCGCACGCAACGCCGACGUUCGGCCGUCUUGGAUUACAUUUAAGCCAUUGAGCCCCUCCUCCCCUUCCGUUAUCUCCUGUUAUCUUUGUGACUCACUCCUCAAAGUGUCAACCUCGAGCCCGCCUUAUGCGCCUACUUCGAGCUCUUCUCACCUCGACCAAAUCCCUGCGACAGCUCUCCCCUGCCUCGACCUCCCCGGGGAACAUCUCCGCAUUCACCCCGCUUGCCCGAUCGACCCCGUUUCGCUCCGCGAUCCAGCCCGUUUCCAUCAGACGCACCAUGGCUUCUGCAAUGGCAAAGCGCCUCGAGGGCAAGACCAUCGUGGUCACCGGCGCCUCGUCGGGCAUCGGCCGCAGCACGGCUAAGGAGUUCGCCCGCACCGCGCCCAAGGACCUGAAGCUGAUCGUGACGGCCCGUCGGAUCGACUCCCUGAAGGAGCUCGCCCAGGAGAUCAAGGAGGAAGUCGGUGAAGGUGUCAAGGUUCUACCCGUUCAGCUGGAUGUUAGCAAUCCCGAGGAGAUCAAGAACUUUGUGCCGUCUCUGCCCGCCGACUUCAAAGAGAUUGACGUGCUGGUAAACAAUGCCGGCCUGGUCAAGGGUGUCGCCAAGGCCCCCGAGAUCGAUGCUCGGGAUAUCGACGUCAUGUUCUCGACCAACGUGACCGGCCUGAUCAACAUGACCCAGGCUAUCCUUCCCAUUUUCCAGAAGAGGUCCGACGGCGGUCGUGGCGACAUCAUCAACAUCGGUAGCAUUGCCGGUCGUGAACCUUAUCCCGGUGGAAGCAUCUAUUGUGCCACGAAGGCGGCCGUUAGGUCGUUCACUGACGCUCUAAGGAAGGAGUUGGUUGCGACGAGAAUUCGUAUCAUCGAGAUUGACCCCGGUCAGGUGGAAACCGAGUUCUCCGUAGUGCGGUUCUAUGGUGACAAGGAAAAGGCCGAUGCAGUUUACGCCGGCUGCGAGCCCCUUACCCCCGAUGACAUUGCUGAAGUUGUUGUGUUCGCCGCUGGUCGGCGCGAGAAUGUUGUGAUCGCUGAUACUCUGAUCUUCCCCAGCCACCAGGCUUCCCCGGGUAUUAUGCACCGCAAGGUUUAGAGAACUGGUGGUUGAUAGAACAUAAAGCGCAUAUAGGCGGGGCAAUUGCUAGGUUUAGGUAAUAGACAGCGACUUCUUACAAAUAUAAUCACUUGAACCUUUCGGCUGGUCUUGGGCUAGUUCUGGCGUCC
This is a messenger RNA of Aspergillus saccharolyticus JOP 1030-1, 1307 nucleotides long. Its product is annotated as oxidoreductase, short chain dehydrogenase/reductase family. NCBI's taxonomy places the organism in Eukaryota, Fungi, Ascomycota, Eurotiomycetes, Eurotiales, Aspergillaceae. The record is from RefSeq and is a predicted model, not a curated record. Gene Ontology annotation, molecular function: oxidoreductase activity. The coding region runs from base 211 to 1176 and encodes 321 amino acids. The transcript is spliced from 5 exons. Gene Ontology annotation, cellular component: cytosol.